AUGAAGACAACCACCAUCAGUGCAAUCAUCGGCUGCUUUGUGGGUGAAAGCAGAGAUCUCUCGGCAAGCAACCAGUCACCAUUUAUCAACUUCGGCUUCCUGGAGCCCAAACAAAAAUGGGGAGAUUCAAAGGCCGCAGCGCAGUUGCAUGUACUACAAGCCCAGCCAUGCGGAAGAUGCGCAACCCGCAACCAGGAAUGCAUCUACCCCGAUAAAAAGACCUAUGUGACUGUCCCUGAGACGUACUUGAGGAAACUGGAAAGCGCAGUUGCCAGCUCUCACACAUCUCCAUCUCUUGCCACCAAUUUUAGCGAUGCAAGACCUGAGUAUUCGGCGAGCUCCCAAAGUCCCCAGGAUCCAGGCCCCGAAUCUGAGAACAGGGUAGCGGCCAGGGCUGCCAUGCUGGAUGACUGCAGUAACGAACGUUUCGUCCAUGACCUGAGGCAGUUGACCAUACCCGAGAGCCCGGGCAGACUGCGAGAAUCGAGCGGAUACACAUAUGUGGCCCUCAAGUUCGACUUUCUUGAGCCGAGGAUGGUUAUUAAAUUGCCGCCUCAACCAUUGGCGGUACAAUUGCUGAACACAUUUGAGGAGAUAUUUUGUGAUUAUCACUGGUUCUUACGAAGAGACUUUCGGGAACGAGUAGCCCUAAUAUAUUCCGAUCCUGAUAACCAAUUAAAAGACAGAUGUUGGCUAGCACGAGCAUCUCUUGUCUUCGCCCUCGGUACGACAUUCAUCCAUGGGCCCCAAGGGUUAACUGGCAACUCAUCGUCAAGGCCAUCUGACGUCCCAUUACCCCCCGGAUCAGACAUGUUUGAACAGGCUGUUGCGCUGCUCAAUGUUUCUUCAGAAGAGCCGACAACGGAAGAUAUCGAGGCACUAAACUUGAUGGCGUUUUAUUGCUAUUGUCUGAAUCGCCGCAGAAUGGCCUAUAAAUAUGCAACACAAAGUCUAGCCGUCGCCAAACUUCUUUAUCUUGACAAAGCACCCGUCUCGUCGCCGAAUACAGAACAGCAAGUGUUGCUAGAGCAUAAAAAGCGACUCUGGUGGACUUCGUUUUGCAUGGAGAGAAUGGUUGUAGCAGAGUUAGGUAUAUCUCCAGCCCAUGGACGAAGCAACCUGGGACUUGCACUGCCCACGGCAGAGAAUAUUCCUGAAUCUGAGCUGAAUCAGUUCUUUGAUUCAAGAGUGCUGUCUCUGCAGACUGAGAUGUGCGAGAUUAAAUGCCAGAUAAUCGAGGCAGUGAGCCACUUGCGGCAAGUUUCAGACUUGGAGACGAUGCUCUUUGAGCUAUGGCCAUGCCUAAGUACUCUCCAGUCCUGGAGACAGCAUGUUCCCUCAUCAAUCUCCUUUGACUUCACAAAAGGGGUGCCAGUAGAGAUGAUUUACCUCCCAUGUGCUCGUGGACUCGCCUCCCUCUACCUUCGGUAUCAUCAGUGUUUCACUGUUAUCUUACGACCUCUUUUCUCCAAAGAGCUAUCUCUUAUUCUGCAAGGUGCAGACCCGAAGCAGUUUGAGUCUGGACUGACGAUGACACAACGUCAACGCAUCCAGGUGUUGAAAAGAGAGGGCCUCCAAGCUGCGAGAAAUAACUGCAGAAUCUUGUUGGAUCUUGUAGCUCGCGGGAAACUAGCCAAAUUCGGAUACUGGGACUCGGUCCACGCCUUCAGCAGCCUCUCCAUCAUGUCCAUCUCGCGAGCCGUAGCGCCCGAUCUCAGUGAAAGCCCACAAUACAACGAUGAUGCAUACUUGUAUUCCCAGUGCCGCGUCAUGCUGAAGGACAUGGCCGAGGCGGGGAACCCUGCGUCAAAGGAUCACCACCUUCUCCUCGCGGACGUUGAGAACAUUGUGCAGAACCUGACAGGGAGCGCCGCCCAGGAGAAAUCUGCAGAGAGGCCGGUGGAGGUGGAGACGAUGACCCCCUCGCUCGACCUCGGAGAACAUUUGUGGUCAGAUGCGGAUUGGGUCAAUUUUUUGAAUACAUAUUCAAAUACAAUGUGA
This is a messenger RNA of Clonostachys solani, 2001 nucleotides long. NCBI's taxonomy places the organism in Eukaryota, Fungi, Ascomycota, Sordariomycetes, Hypocreales, Bionectriaceae. The record is from the annotation of a GenBank genome assembly.